This is a messenger RNA of Puccinia graminis f. sp. tritici CRL 75-36-700-3, 1590 nucleotides long. RefSeq lists its product as uncharacterized. The coding region runs from base 1 to 1590 and encodes 529 amino acids. The record is from RefSeq and is a predicted model, not a curated record. The transcript has 3 exons. NCBI's taxonomy places the organism in Eukaryota, Fungi, Basidiomycota, Pucciniomycetes, Pucciniales, Pucciniaceae.
AUGGUAGACGAACAAGCAAAGAGAACGACGCGAAGUAACCUGCCGAAAGCGGCCAAAACGACAGUAGCUGCGACAGAGGAUAACUCGAGUGGACCAGCCACUCCGUCUUUAGAGGGACCGCAAAAUGCACCUACACUGGCUUCGUCAACAGGGACCCAACGUCAAACCCUACAGGUGGAUUCCGAAAGUGACGAUAGCGACACUUUCAAAGAAACAGAGAUAUCAGAGGCGAACGCAGCAGAACGUCCGAGUACCGGCGUGAAAUAUAAAGAGAUUUUAUCGAACGUCCCUAAAGUCAUCACGACCGGAGAAGUAUCAGUCACCGGAACCGGCACUGAGCAAGUCGACGCAUCAAUCGAGAAGAAUCCAAGCAUCUCCUUGACCACACAAGAAAUAGACUCGGCAACGCUUUUAGACGUGCCAGCAGCGAAAUCAGAUAAAGCCAUUCUCUGGGACAAAAUCGCUGAAGCUGUAGCAGCCAACGAUAAAGUAAACGCGGAUUUCUUUAUCCGAUUGUAUUCACAAUUGAAUGACGAUUCCAUCCAACCGACGAAACCCGACAUCUUACGAUCUCGUUCGUCAGACGCGGCGAACCCGCUUAUAAACUCCUCAUCCUCCAAAAAGACGACCGACAAAACGGCCAUCAUCUUUGUCAGAGGGUCCUUACCGAAACAUUUCGACGUCGGCUUCACCCCUUACUUUGAUAAGAACAUCAGGGAGUUACGGGGACCAAUCCCGUUAACUAUUUUCGACAAGAAAUGGCAGGAAGAUGCCAUCCAAUUCCACACCACAAAGAGGUCAAAAGGAGAUGAAAAGGAGGGGAAUUACACCGGGUUCGAGUACCCAAACGAAUGGACUCAAACUUUUGCGAAGUGGACCGCAAAUCAUCGUAAUUUCCACGUCACGUUCAGAGAUCUAUACAACUACCCUGACUUCGCUGAGUGGAUUUUAGAACAUAAAGCAAAUGUCGAUAGAAUCAUUGCCGAGGACGGCUUCCUGGUAGGAUUCCGAUACGAUUUGAUCAUCAGACAAAACGCAUUCUCGUACCAAGUAGAGACGGAUUUAGGAACGUCGGCGGUGGACAUAUCCAUAUUCAGGAAGGAUGUUAAGAGAGAGGCUUGGAAGAUAACCCGAAAUCUAGACGAACUCGACUUCUCAGAUAAUCCGUACGCAAAAGACGGCCCUAAAUUCAACUUCGACCCAAAGACCGGCAAACCAAAGGUAUCGAAAAAAGCCGAUGAAGCCUCUCAUCAUACAGAUAAUAAGGAUAAUAGAAGUACGAGAGGCAGGGGAAAUUUUAGACAAAGGGGGUCUGAUCGAUUCCAUCAAGAGAGACGCAACUCAGAUUACGGAAGCUAUCGGGACGAAUCUUACGGGUACGAUUACACCGGUGGUUUCAACAAACGCCCACGAGACUUCCAUCAAAGCGAAGAAAACUCCCAAGGAAGACACGAAUACCUGACUCAACGCGGUGGUUAUGAACAUCGAGGGGGUUAUGGGAGAGAUAGGGCUGGCUCCAACAGAGGAGGUUCCUCUAAGGCGGGAGGAAGAAAUGAGACUCCCAAGGGAAAAGAUAAGGAGAAUUUGUAG